AUGCUUUAUGAACUGCAAACACUUCAGCAUAGUCGACGAGAGCUUAUGUAUCUCUCAGCUGCUGCAAGUUAUGGUCUAUCGGGAUCUAGUCAGAUUCCUGCCUUUCCUGCCUUUGAUGAUCAGAUGAAAUAUGCUGGCACUUCUCCAUCUGUUCAAUAUUUAAAGUGUAUAUGGACCGAUUACCAUGCAGCGGUCAAGAUCUAUUUGGAUCGCAUACAGGCUUCACUCUCGGGAUUCAAACUUGCAGGUGAUCACACCUUCCGAAUCAUGAAGGCAAUGGCUCGUUUGAAAUCCGAGCCGAUUUUCGGAGCACUUUUCUCUUUAGUAAAUGAGUGGGAAGAAAUACGAGCUCAAGCCAUGGCUCUUACCAAGGGCUUUUCAAUCCUCCCCGAAAUGUUUAAACAGGUUAGUAUUGGGCUGAAAGAGCACGGACACCAGCCAACGUCUCUGUACUUCUGUGAUAACCCCCCAGCUGAACGCGACUUUCAUGAGCGGGUAACAGAAUCCCUGAAGAAGGAUGUCCAACAUACUCCAGCAAAACAGACUAUGGAACAGCUACCCGGUAUCAAACUCCUAGCAUCCGUCAAGUUCUUCAACAAUGCUAUGCUUAUCAAUGAUGCAUGUGAUGAGACACUUCAAAUUGCAGGAGGUUUAGCUUCUAAUGAAACACUAACAGUGGCGUUAUCAAUCCGCCACAAAGCACAAACACUUUGGAGCAUUCAGCUACGCAUACGUGCAAAGAUAUUUGUAUUUGAGGUUACCCAUCUCACAUCAAGUAGUGUUCCGGGCUCUCUCCGUGCUCUCCUAACUUCACCCCGUGUCGUGAAAGUGGGAUUCGGUAUUCGACAAUCUAUCAGCACCAUUGCAGCUGCCUUCGAGAUGCCUGACUUAUUAGCCAUGUUCCGUUCUCAUAGUGACCUGUUUCUCGAUCUUGGACAGCUCGCAAAGGUCAAAGGAGCAGUUCAGGAUCCAGCCAUUCCACUUUGUGACCUUGUGCAAGCAGUACUGAAAAGGCAGCUACCUGUGUCAUCAAAUAUUGCCUCCAGAUCCACCGAAACGCAGACGUCAAAUCAAUCGGUACUAUGGGUUGACACUGCAGCCAUAGAGGUCGAAGGUGUUUGGCAGGUUUAUUUAUCGUUGUCCCAGCAUCGCUCGGUUGGGUUGCAGCUUUCUCCAGCAGAAAUCAAGAUUGGUCAACUGGUUACGCUGGUUGCAGCUUGUAAGGAGGUUGCCGAAGGGGUAGUACUUGACCAUAAUGGCUCUAUCGACGUGGUCAUGGAUAAUACCGGCACACAAACGACGCUCAAAAUCACCCCCGCAUACACUCUUAUUCAGAUAAACCGAGUCCUUGUUCCUGGCUCACUUGUCAGCAAGCACAAGCAAACCAUACAGUGGAUUUCUGACCAUGGCGGGAAAGCUGUUGUACAGACUCGUACCUUGCGCACUCGACCGGUUAUUCCUCCUCUACCGGUAAAUCCACAAUCAACCUCUAUUCUUGGCAUUCCUGCUCCACCUACCUCUCCUGCUGAGUCUGAAACAAUUGUGGAUAUUGGACCGUCUCAAGAUCUUCUCCAGCGCUCCAGUCGUAAUCUAGAAAUGGAAGAAGAAGAGUCCGAUAUAGAAGACUCGGGUGGGGAAACAGAUGUAGAUUCAGAUGACAUCAUGGAGGCAAAGCUUGAUGAAAAUGACUCUGAAUCAGAAUCACUCACAUCCGAGGAGCUCAUCAUUGACUCAUUGCGGAGCGCGAGGGAUCUUCUCACUCAAGCAAGUCAUGAUAAUGAAACAGCUUGCCCAAACCUUGCCACACGUGUUCUUGAUGACGCAUUUCAUUUCAUGGAUCGCCUUCUCAAAACACUUUCAAAAAAACAUACAGCCUUCAAAGAGUUUGCACAUCAACUCAGCGAAACAAUUUUUGUACGGGAUGCAGAAGACUUGAAGCGAGUCAAGGAGUUUCUGGAUACAAAAGGGAUACCGUGGGACUAUGUUGUCCGUGCAAAAAAAACCUGGCUGAAUCGUCAUGUCCGCCGCUAUAUACCUCCCCCUGAGAAACUUGGAGCUGAUCUAACUCGUCUCUUCGAGGGCUUUAAGAACAUUGCCUGUAGCUCGGACCGCAAGAAAGGCCGGGGCCGAUUCUUCUCCAAGGAAUCUAUCAAAACUUCAGAGUCGCUAUUGGAAACUGUCCGACGUGGGUUUCUUUCGGACCCCCCAGGAAUUCCUUUGUACUAUAUCAUUGGUUGGGAUCGUGACCACCUUCCAGUGUACCGCACAAUUCGAGGAACAAACUCGAUUGAGGGUGGAGUUCACAUGUUGAUUCGCCGGAUUUUUGGUUCUCUAAAAGCAUCACCUGAACUUGCAGUUGCGCUUCUGAGCAAUUGGGUUCUCCGCCGGAAUCAACGGGUUGGCCAUUUCAAUCGCACCGGCAAGAAGUGGACAAGUCAUUUUGACAUCUGGAUGCUAGAUGAAAUCACCGAGUUAGCAAUCUCUCGCAAUGUACUUCCCUCAUUUCGGCUCCCUCGUAUGCUUGCUACUCGUAUUGCAACUUCGGAAUCUUUUUGUGUCAUCCCCAUUCCAUCCAGGCUUGCACAAGAAUACAACAUUACUAAACUUCCAGCUCGGCGAAUUGAAGGCAUACCUCACCAUCAUGACACUCCAGUCCAUAUGCUUACUCGACUCUCCACAAAAGUCACAAGCCCCUACCGCUAUCUUCAGUUGACCCAGCAAACCGUGUAUCCAGUGCUCCCGGUACAUACUCAUGCCGAGUAUAAAGAGUUCAAGCGCUUAGUGGUCGUAGCAUUUGAAGCAAUCCGCACAAAUCGUUCUUCUGCUCCACCCAGUCAAGCAUGGAAGAACAUCAAUUUCAUUCAAUUUGCGAAGAUUUGGAACUCAAAGGUCGACGCACAAGACCCUACAGUCACAGAUCCAAACCAGAGAUUGUAUUACAAGCUUCCAGAACAACUCCUACGCCAUCAUAAGAAGCUCCUGGAAUGGCAGGCAUCCAGGGCAACAAUAUCACUUGGUUCCAACGCUAUAAUGAUACAGGGCCACAUAGAUCAUCUACUAGAUCCCGAGCGAGUUUCCCGAGUCCUUCCUGCAAUUCCCCUCGAAGAUUCUGACAAAAGUCCUGAUCCGACAACUGACGGUAUUCGUGGACUCGACCUUACAUCAUUCGACCCAAUGGCCCUUCUACAGCACGACACAGAUGGUAACAAUUACUACGAUGCCGAGUUCAGCACAAUCGAGGGCCGAGAAUCCCCGGUCAUCAUAUCAGCAAAUCACGAUGGACCGGACAUGCAAGACCACCUACCUGCUACUAGCCAGUUGCCGAGAACUACUAUGGCUUCAGUACAGAGUACUCUUUCAUUUAUAGUUGCUCCUCCAGGGUCUAGUGGGUCUUCAGUGAUCGAGAAACCACGCCUCGAGAAUUCCGGAGAACAGAAGAAGCGCGAGAGGGAGUGUAUGGUUUGUCGAGCACAUAAUUGCCCAAGGGUAGCGACUUGCAAAGGGAAGGGGGGUCGUGACUUGUGUUAUAAGGGUGUUUGCAAACAUCCGAAUAUUGGAGGACAGCGGAUCCGUCGUAAAUAA
Molecule: messenger RNA, 3582 nt
Organism: Marasmius oreades (fairy-ring Marasmius)
Lineage: Eukaryota; Fungi; Basidiomycota; Agaricomycetes; Agaricales; Marasmiaceae
Exons: 7
Coding region: 1-3582 (1193 amino acids)
Molecular function (GO): nucleic acid binding
Source: RefSeq, a predicted model, not a curated record